AUGGGAUCCGCGGCGUCCAAAAGCGCCCGAGCGACAAGCUCUACUGUCCGCAAAUACCCAACCCGACCACCGCCAGCAGCAACACGAGCACGCGCCGCACCUCCGCCUCCUGUAACCGAAUCAUCCUCUCAAUAUCCCCAACCCUCCUCCUCCCACACAACAACAACAACAACCACCACACAAGUCCAACAACAACAACAACAACAACAACAACAACAACAACAACAACAACAACAACCUCCCCCCUCCAUCGACCCAGACGCCCGCGACCCCCUCCUAGCCGCACGCCUCCACUCCCUCGGCGCAGUCCAGCCAAACCCCCACUACUCCCCAAGCUCCACCUCCACCCUAGACCCGCAACCGCACAACGCCUCGUUCCUCAACCGCGCCAACUCGUCCUCGACCCACGACUCCCCAGACAUGCCGACCUCGCUGCCAGCCUCGGCGUUCCCGAACCCAGCGCAGAACCCGGCUCUACGGCUCCUGGAAGCGCGGAGCAGGAUCGCCGACGAGGCCGAGGAGGAGCUGACGUUGGUCGGGCGGAAAGGGUUCCAGGGGAGGAAGUAUGUGGAUGCUGGGGCGGUGCAGGUGGCGCUUAUGAGGAGGGCGAGGGGGGAUUCGCUGGAGAGGAUUGAGGAGGCGGUUGGGUUGAGGAAAGGCAGGUUGGGCGUGCUUGGGAGGAUUGGCGUUGUGGAUUCUGUUAGAUAGAC
Periconia digitata is the source of this 710-nucleotide messenger RNA. NCBI's taxonomy places the organism in Eukaryota, Fungi, Ascomycota, Dothideomycetes, Pleosporales, Periconiaceae. The record is from the annotation of a GenBank genome assembly.